GCGACCUGUAGUCCAAUACACAACUCCAGCGCUAAUAAAUCUUCUCAAAUAUCGACAGUCGACACUCUGUUUUGCUCCUUCUUUCGCCUGGAUUUUACCGUUGCACCCAUCAAAGACCAAACCGUAUCUUCGGCUACACACUUUCCCUUAGAUCUCCACUACCCUAGCGCCUCACAUGGACAGCCCAACCGCCACCACAAAGCUCCGCCUGAUGUGCAGCUACGGCGGGCACAUAGUCCCACGGCCUCCCUCCAACUCACUCUGCUACUUAGGCGGCGACACCAAGAUCAUCUCCCUUGACCCCGUGACCACCACCACCCUCUCCUCCCUCACCGCCCUCCUCUCCUCCGCUCUCUCUGUGCCUCUCCCUUUCACCCUCAAGUACCUCCUCCCUCCCCACCACGACCUCUCCUCCCUCAUCCCUCUCGCCUCCAACUCCGACCUUCUCUUAUUCCUCCACCACCUCCUCAGCCUCUCCUCUUCUCCUACGCCCUCCCGCAUCAGAUUGUUCCUCUUCCAGGCCUCCGUCAUGCGUCACCCCAAGACCGAGGCUUGGUUCUCUGACGCGCUUAAGAGCGCCAAGAUUAUGCAGAAGGUGGUGCUGGGUGAGGCUCAGAGUGAGAGUCUGAGUGGUGGGGACUUGAGUAAUAGUGCUUCUUCCAAUGCGGAGUCGUUGGUCUUGGGGACUGGUUCGUCUUUUGGGUCUACGUCGUCUUCGGCUUCUUCGAGCAAUUUGUCUUCGCUUAAGGUUCAGGCUGACGACGGUCAUGGCGGGGCUUAUCUGCAGGAUAUUAAGGUUACAUUGCCGUCUUCCGAAUCGUUUGCUAGUGAUAAUAGUGUUAUAAGUGCCAUUUCCAACCCACAGACUGCAAAUUGCCAAGACCCAGUCAUUCAUGUUUCUUACUUGAAGAGCAGUGCAUCUUCUAAACCCCUCGACUCGGAGAGUACAAUCUCCGAGCCUUUCUCCGGUAUCCAAGAAUGUAAAUCAGUUUUGCCUUCUGGAUGUCCAUUAUCUUUACAAUCAAAUCAGCUGCAGCAACAACAAGUGCAAUUUGUUCAAGUGGGUGCCAACUACAUUCUCCAUAACCCAACUGGUGUAUCGCCAAUUUCAUCUUAUUACUCAAUGUAUCCGGCACAGCCGCAACAGCAGUUCCAUUAUCAGCCCAAUCAGCUUUGCCCAGUUUACUAUGUGCCUGUUGGGCAGAUGGCACCUUACAAUUUGCCUGUGCAAUGUGAUUUGGUUAACACUGCAACUGCUCCCAAUCAGCCCCCUAUGCAUCCAAAUACUUCCUUGAUCACUCCCCAAAUUGCUUAUAAGGAGGCUACAGUAGCUCCUGCCGAACCUGAUAUAGCCUCACAUAUUUACAGAACUGGCCAUGCGCAUGUUGCGAUGCCACUUCCUCAUAAUGAAAAUCAGCAACAGCCCAUGGAAUCUGCUAAUUUCAGGAAUGAGCUUGAAGACGACCCUGCAUAUGACCAAAUAUACAAAUCUCAGCCUCCACCGCCAUCAGUCCUUCUGACUACCAGACAUUGAGUAAAGUCAUAACAAGCCUGUUACCUGAGGCUUUGGCUCAGUUUGCGGAAAGACAACCUCCAGCAAGAGAUCAGACCCUCACAGCCAGAAUGUUUGUAUAAUCUGAGAAGAAAUUUUUUUGGUAGAAGUGCUUUGUCAACUUUAAAGAACUUGCUUGCUUGGUUUAUUAUUUUGGCAUUGGUUGUGUUCACUAUCUGGUAUAAAAAUUAGCAAUUCGUUUUCUUC
This is a messenger RNA of Alnus glutinosa, 1759 nucleotides long. RefSeq names its product protein PAL OF QUIRKY. Gene Ontology annotation, molecular function: protein binding. The record is from RefSeq and is a predicted model, not a curated record. The transcript has 2 exons. Lineage: Eukaryota; Viridiplantae; Streptophyta; Magnoliopsida; Fagales; Betulaceae. The coding region runs from base 176 to 1534 and encodes 452 amino acids.